Molecule: messenger RNA, 915 nt
Organism: Protobothrops mucrosquamatus (brown spotted pit viper)
Lineage: Eukaryota; Metazoa; Chordata; Lepidosauria; Squamata; Viperidae
Product: olfactory receptor 14C36-like
Exons: 1
Coding region: 1-915 (304 amino acids)
Biological process (GO): G protein-coupled receptor signaling pathway
Cellular component (GO): membrane
Molecular function (GO): G protein-coupled receptor activity; odorant binding; olfactory receptor activity
Source: RefSeq, a predicted model, not a curated record
AUGGAGAAUCAAACCACUGUUUCUUACUUUCUGCUCCUAGAAUUGUCAAAAAAUCGGCAACUGCAGCUUCUACAUUUCUUCUUAUUCUUCAUAUUAUACCUGACAACUGCAAUAGCAAAUCUUCUUAUCAUCUCUGUAGUGGCUUUUGACCAUCAACUGCACAGCCCCAUGUACUUCUUUCUAAUGAAUUUGGCUGUGCAAGACUUGGGCAUUGUUUCAGUCAUUGUUCCCAAAUCCAUGGUAAAUUCUCUCAUGGAUAUCCGACAAAUCUCUUAUUUUGGUUGUGUUGCUCAAAUCUUUCUCUUUAUCACCUUUGAAGCUUUUGAAUUGUCUCUCCUGACAGUCAUGGCAUAUGAUCGGUAUGUCGCCAUAUGCCAUCCACUGCACUAUGAAAUGGUGAUGAAUUGGAAAGCCUGCAUCAAAAUAGUGAUUUUGGUGGGGGUUACAGGUGUAUUGUAUGGAAUGUUGCACACCACUGGUACAUUUUCCAUCCCUUUCUGUUCUAAUGUUGUCAAUCAGUUUUUCUGUGAAAUUCCACACUUGCUAAAAUUACCUUGCACUGGAUUCAAUCUAGUUGAGGUUGGAGUUCUUGUGAUCAGUGCCACUGCAGGACUAGGUUGUUUUACUUUUGUCAUUAUAUCUUAUGCCAUGAUCUUCAAGGCAGUGUUGAGAAUCCGUUCUGUAAAAGGAAGGCAGAAAGCCUUUUCCACUUGUCUUCCCCACCUUAUAAUCUUUUCUAUGUUUUUGGUAGCUUCAUGCUCGGCCUACUUGAGACCUCCCUCUAACACCCCAACCCAUUUAGAUUUAUUAUUCACUGUCCUAUAUUCCUUAGUUCCACCCCUGUUUAAUCCAAUCAUCUAUAGCAUGAGAAAUAAGAAUAUCAAGCUUGUCCUGUCUAAACUGUGGAAAUUCUGA